AUGGACCACUCGAACCAUCGUUCCUCCUUUGGAAGCCAACGCCUCUCCCUCCUCUCCUCAAAGACCCCCAACCUAUCCACACCAACACUCCCGACACCACAGUUCGACAGUGAUGAGCUUUUGGCGCGUGCUGCGACAUUCGAGACCGAGGUCAACAGCGCCAUUCAAAAGAUCAAGUCAAAAAUCGUCGAAAACACUGAGCAGUGGGUUCGGGAAACUGCUGAGGCACGAGAGUACGAUCGGGAAGUGCGGGAAGAGAUGAAGAUUGCAGUUGCACAGGAGGCCGCACUCAACAAAACAUUACAGAAGGAAAGGGAGGAGGCCCAAAUCAUGACAAAGACGAUUCAGCAGCUAUCGGCAACAUACGAGGACAUGAAGCAGACAAGGUCAUCGCAUGAGACACAACUCGACCUUCUCCGGAAAGAAGUCAAAGCCAAGCGGGAAGCCAAGAUUGCAUUAAAGAAGGCGCUGGAUGAACAGGUCCUGAAGAACAAACCCGAGCUGGCGAGCUACGAGUCCUUCCUCUCCUUGCGUAUUGUCGGCGUCAAAGUGGACCACAUUGGAUUUAUCUUUACGCGGAUAAGUGAGCAGGACUGGGAUAAGGAAUAUUCGAUCACUCUAGAUGUCUCUCAACACGAGUUUUCAGCGUCGGAUUGCUCGCCCGAGCUGCCGGAACUGCCAGCAUUGCUGCGAUACCUGAACGAGACGAGGGACUUUUAUGGAUUUAUGAAGAAGGUCCGACAGGCGUUCAAGGAACUUUCGAAAAAGUAA
Molecule: messenger RNA, 771 nt
Organism: Linnemannia hyalina
Lineage: Eukaryota; Fungi; Mortierellomycota; Mortierellomycetes; Mortierellales; Mortierellaceae
Source: the annotation of a GenBank genome assembly